Messenger RNA from Emys orbicularis (European pond turtle), 2942 nucleotides. It is a transcript of the gene HMGA1, whose product is annotated as high mobility group AT-hook 1. Gene Ontology annotation, cellular component: chromatin; nucleus. Gene Ontology annotation, biological process: regulation of DNA-templated transcription. Lineage: Eukaryota; Metazoa; Chordata; Testudines; Emydidae. The coding region runs from base 1 to 294 and encodes 97 amino acids. The transcript is spliced from 4 exons. The record is from RefSeq and is a predicted model, not a curated record. Gene Ontology annotation, molecular function: DNA binding; transcription coregulator activity.
AUGAGUGAAUCUAGUGCAAAAUCCAGCCAGCCCUUGGCUUCCAAACAGGAGGAGGACGUGUCUGAGAAGAGAGGACGGGGACGACCCAGGAAGAAGCCUCAGCAGGAACCCAGCGAGGCACCAACCCCCAAGAGACCACGUGGCAGACCAAAGGGGAGCAAAAAUAAGGCCACUUCUAAAGGCAGGAAAGCUGCAGUAACACCUGGGAGGAAACCUCGAGGCCGGCCCAAAAAAUCGCAGAAGGACGAAGAGGAGGUGAACGUUUCGCAGGAGUCAUCCGAAGAGGAGCAGUGAAAACGCUUGAACCCGGCACUACCUCAUCAUUCAACUUACCAAUUUCUCGUCAAGCUCUUGGACUGAGGAAGGAACGAAACAAAACAAAACAAAAAUCCUUGGUGGGUUUUUUUUUUCUCCUCCGCCCCCCUGCACAACUUUCUCACACUCAAACAGCAGCAGCACCGGAGUACAGAUCAAACCGACGGAGCGGCCGUCACGCUCGCUGACGGACGCUGUUAACUCGAAGGGGGAGAACGGGCUCUGUUGUUUCUCUUUCUUAGUGGACAGGGUUAAAAUUUAGCCUACUGGUUUAUGUAGUUUCUUUUGUUCCUAGUGAAAUUCACUGAGGGAAGGCUCCUGUAGAACAGUUGCUUUAUUGUUUUGUGAUUUUUUUUUUUUCCCCAACACACUUCUUGGUAGGGAAAGGAGGGGAGGGGGCUGCUUAUGGCUGUCUAUAUUUUAGUUUUCUUUUUUAAACUACAGUAGUUGGGGACAGAUCUGUCAAAGCCCACACACACACAUUUUCCCUGCUGCACCCCUCAUCUCCACUUUGCACAGAAGCUGCCGCCAGCAUGCAAUUGAGAGGAGCCUCUUCCUGCAGCCCUGAGAGGGGAGCCAAGGUCCAGGAGGGGGGUUAGUCUGAGAGAGCUGGCUGAGCACCACUCCCCCCGAUCAUCUCAAACUCCCUCGUCACUCACAGCCGCAGAACUGCCUGACGCUUCCUCCCAUUUCCCUCAGCUCUGAUGUUCUGGCCCACCCUCCUCAGCUGCUGGCCCUGCGGGGAAGAUUUGAAGGUGGAGGCCUCGAGGCUGCCCUUCCUGCUCUUAGAUCCCCUAAUUGACAGAGCUUGAAGGGAGCUCCCUCUCCUGUUCUGAUCCAGCUCCGGCCGAGCUCCCCAAAGCCCCGUGCUGGCCUAGGGGAACCAUCACCCUUGUCGUUUUCCCCUUUGGGCCCAGCAGCAGAGCUGAACUAUGCAUUAAAAUCACUUUGGGGGUAGCCCAACUGUACCGCUUCCAUGGCUGGCUGCACGAGGGACUCUGAGCCGCAGCUACAUGUUAACGGUUUGUUUCAGUUCAGCCAAGGCAUGUUCUGUUGGGACUGAUGUGUGAUCACACCCAGCACGCAGAGUCCCGCUGUGAGAAUAUGCCACGAGAUAGGGCUCUAGAGCAAUGGCCAGGGAUUCAGGAGACGUGAGUUCUAUUCCGGACUCUGCCGCUGGCCUGCUGGCUGACCCACGGCAAGUCACAUCACCUGUGUGCCUCAGUUUUCCCCAUCUGUAAAAGGGGGAGAAUGAUACCAACUGCCUUUGUAAAGUGCUGGAAGAGCUACAGAUGAAAAGUGGUAGGCAAGAGCUAAGUGUUACCAUCACAUGCAUUUUGAAGGACCCUUAGACAUGCCUACAGCGCAUCCUACUGGUGAUAGAGCAGUCACCUCCUUGCCGUCAGAAGGGUGGCAUAGCUGGGGCUUGAUGCUGGAGCACAGAGCAGACACAAGGUACAGGGACCAGCUGGCAAUCAGAUCCACCCCCGCCCCCACAGGUGACCAGUGCACAAUCGCAAGCCUGGAACCAGGGCACAGCCAGAUUUGUCUGCAUUACUCUGGGGCAGAGAUUAAAACUGACCUGCUGCCAUCUUGAGAGAACCUUUAAGACUCAGUGCUCAAGAACAAUUGCCCUUUUGUUUUAAGUUACAAAGUCCAGCCAUCCCUUGCUCUCUUAUUAAGGAAGCACUAAUGCUUUUUGCAUCCCUCCUUCCAGCUUACAACAGCAGACUUCCCUCUCGGCAGAAGACCGAGACCCCCCCCGCAACGCACAAUAGACAUAACACUGCACCAUUAGCUGCCUUUUCGCUUCAGAUUCCCCCCACCCCGUGUGUAAGGCUCACAAGGCCACCCCAGCCCUCUGAUUGUAGGAGGACUGUGGGAUCAGCCCCAGAGGGGUGUCUGCCAUUUAAAGGGGAAUUCGCCUUUCACAGGCAGCGUUGCUGAUUCUUUCUCUUUCCCAUCAGCUCUGCGGAGUUCUCCAUCAGGAAUAGCCGAGUGGGCUUUUUAGUGACGCUUGUACUUCCAGGCCAGAUUUGAGUGGAUUUUUUUUUUUUUAAGGUUUAUUUUUGUUGGUUUGUUUUUUCCUCCUUCAUUCACAACUACCUCUGGAUAAUUUAAGUUCCAUUCUCUUAACCAUAGAUAUGCUGCUGCUGUUACUGCUGCUGUACUGGUUACAACAUUUAUUAUUCCAACAUGGUCUUUCUGGUUUUUAUUCCUCCCUCCCCCCUCCUCUGGGAACGAUUCAUUUACGGUAGAGAGCCAAAGUCGGUUGGAUUGUGGGGGGUAUUUUAAAGCAUUAGGCUGUUCUACUAUCGAAAGGGACAGAGCCUUUCAAAGGGGUGUGGUGACGGCAUCCCAUCAACCCUCUCCCCCAGGCUUUCCAGCCAAUGUUAGUAAAAUGAGAGAAAAUGGUAAAGCAGCAACCCAUGACCUAUUCCCCACCAGCCCUUAGCGCUCACAGGUGGGGACAACACCCCUCCCUGUCCCUCUGCCCCCUUGGGAUUAGCUCUCUACGGCCGUGGCCUGGAAACAUUCCCCGGCUGCUUGAUGUCACUGAACUGGAGAUGUUGCUCUCUAGAGAGAGAAGCAGCCCGGGUCGGCCGCUGGACUGGGCCUGAACAACA